Messenger RNA from Oncorhynchus gorbuscha (pink salmon), 9243 nucleotides. Its product is annotated as plasma membrane calcium-transporting ATPase 1-like. The coding region runs from base 1119 to 4802 and encodes 1227 amino acids. The transcript has 23 exons. Gene Ontology annotation, cellular component: intracellular membrane-bounded organelle; membrane. Gene Ontology annotation, molecular function: P-type calcium transporter activity; ATP binding; PDZ domain binding. Gene Ontology annotation, biological process: calcium ion transmembrane transport; regulation of cytosolic calcium ion concentration. The record is from RefSeq and is a predicted model, not a curated record. NCBI's taxonomy places the organism in Eukaryota, Metazoa, Chordata, Actinopteri, Salmoniformes, Salmonidae.
UCUUUCUCUCCCCGGCGACGCUCGCACCAGACACUGCUGUAUCCCUCUCGUUUUUUCCAGCCACGGAAAUCGGUGAACCGCGCGUUUAUCUGUACAUUUACCGCGGAUGUACGUGAACCCGGAACCAACUCACAAUUUAGACUAAACAAAAACCUCGCUAAGUGAAUCUAUUGGGUCUGCUGCUGUGCUUUCGGACCGAGCAGAUCCUUCCUCUGUGCGAUCAUUUCCUCCUAUUUGUAGAGGAAGGGUGUUAGUUUUCGAAGUGAAAUCUCAGAAGUUGGUUUACUUUCGGAACUCGUAACGUGUUGCUCUAGUUUAUCAUAUACUUAAUGUAGAGUUACUGAUAUCUGAAAGUGCCGCGAUCAAGCCCAUCACUGUGUAAUGUCACAGUUGUCAAAUUGGAGCCCAGAUGGGGAACAAAACAAAACAAAACCGUAGGCUAUAGCUCGCACUUCUACAGAUCCAUCCAGCACGCACAUUUAUGCCAAAUAACGCAUAGGGACAAAUCCAUCUCUCACGGAUUUCUCUUUCCAUCUCAACGGCAUAAUAUAGCCACUGAUUUAGUUUUUGUGUUAUGUUUUUCUAUGUCAAACUGUAGGCUAGGCUACUCACUGAAAGACCUUUUGCAAAACCCAGCUCUGACCGAAGCGGAAGAGGACAGUUUUUUUCUGUCUGAGAUACGGGACACUGGAUUUACCCGCUGGUGGAGACAGUGAUUGUGUGUUAGUGAGGUGAGCUGAGCAAAGGAAAUGAGCGCUCAUUGAGACCUUCUCCUGCCGUCUGACUACCCUCAGCAUCCGGUUUUGUGCAACAGAAGAAGUGGUCAACGGAUCAUGUCUCCACUGUUACGUGGAAACUAAUGCACUAAACCGGGUCCAGAAACCCGUCCUCUGACCCCAUACACUACUUCUACAUUACCCACGAUUCCUGUCUGCAAAAAAAGCAAGGACUUAGGUGUUGAAGCCCUUAGAUGACUUGGACAUCCUUGUUUUACUAUUGAACUGUUUCAGCACCACUAACCAGUUCUUAGUUUACAACAGUGAUCUUAGAGGGACUGUAGAGGCACUGAGAGACAGUCAUAGAGUAAAGAGAGAAAAACAAAGAACAACGAAAACAAAAUGGCCAACAACACGGCGGACCACCCUCCGGGGAACUCUGUUGCCGAUGGCAACCAAGAAGGGGACUUUGGCAUCACGGUGAUGGAUCUCCGGGACCUGAUGGAGCUGAGGAGCGGAGAGGCCGUCACCAAGAUAGCCGACUCCUACGGAGACGUGCAAGGGCUCUGCCGCAGGCUCAAGACAUCACCCAUCGAGGGUCUGUCUGGUAACCCAGUGGAUCUGGAGAAGCGCCACACAGCGUUUGGGAAGAACUUCAUCCCUCCUAAAAAGCCUAAGUCUUUCCUGGCGCUGGUGUGGGAAGCUCUACAGGAUGUUACUCUAAUCAUCCUGGAGAUUGCUGCCGUCAUCUCACUGGGCCUGUCCUUCUACCACCCUCCCGGGGGAGAUAGCGAACUGUGUGGUGAGACAGCAUCUGGAGUGGAGGAUGAGGGAGAGGCGCAGGCGGGUUGGAUCGAGGGCGCCGCCAUCUUGUUCUCUGUUGCAAUCGUUGUCUUGGUGACAGCGUUUAACGACUGGAGCAAGGAGAAGCAGUUCCGCGGGCUGCAGAGCCGCAUCGAACAGGAGCAGAAGUUCACCGUCAUCCGCAAAGGCCAGGUCAUCCAGAUCCCUGUGUCCGAACUAGUGACAGGAGACAUCGCCCAGAUCAAAUACGGUGAUCUGCUGCCAGCUGAUGGUAUCCUGAUCCAGGGCAACGACCUGAAGAUUGACGAAAGCUCUCUGACUGGUGAAUCAGACCAAGUCAGGAAGUCCCUCGAGAAAGACCCCAUGCUGCUGUCUGGCACCCAUGUGAUGGAGGGAUCAGGUAGAAUGGUGGUGUCUGCAGUGGGUCUCAACUCUCAGACUGGAAUCAUCUUCACUCUGCUGGGGGCGGGAGACAGCGACGAGGAAAAGAAGAUCAAGAAAGGUAAAAAACAAGGACCCCCCGAAAAUCGCAACAAAGCUAAGACCCAGGACGGCAUUGCCCUGGAGAUCCAGCCCCUGAAGAGUGAGGUUGAGUCCGAGGAGAAGGAGCCGGAGGUGGAGGUCAAACAGGUGAAGAGGGUUCAGAUCACCAAGAAGGAGAAGUCUGUGCUGCAGGGCAAACUCACCAAACUGGCUGUGCUAAUCGGGAAGGCAGGUCUGAUCAUGUCAGCAGUGACGGUGGUCAUUCUCAUCCUGUACUUCGUGAUUGACACGUUCGGGGUGCAGGGUCGCCCAUGGCUGAAGGAGUGUACCCCCAUCUACAUCCAGUACUUUGUCAAGUUCUUCAUCAUCGGAGUCACGGUGCUGGUGGUGGCUGUGCCUGAGGGGCUGCCUCUAGCCGUCACCAUCUCUCUGGCCUACUCUGUCAAGAAAAUGAUGAAAGACAAUAACCUGGUGCGUCACCUGGAUGCGUGUGAGACAAUGGGGAAUGCUACGACCAUCUGCUCCGACAAGACAGGCACCCUCACCAUGAACCGUAUGACCGUGGUGCAGGCCUACUUGGGAGACACACACUACAAGAAAGUACCGGAACCCGACGUCAUCAAACCAUCCACACUGGAAGUCCUGGUCAACAGCAUCGCCAUCAACUCAGCCUAUACUACUAAGAUCCUGUCUCCAGCGAAGGAGGGAGGUCUGCCCCGCCACGUUGGCAACAAGACAGAAUGCUCCCUAUUGGGCUUCGUGCUGGAACUGAAGAGGGACUACCAGCCAAUCAGGGACGAGAUUCCUGAGGAGAAGCUGUAUAAGGUGUACACCUUCAACUCCUCCCGUAAGAGCAUGAGCACAGUGCUGAAGAACACAGACGGUAGCGGCUUCCGCAUGUACAGCAAAGGAGCCUCCGAGAUCGUCCUACGCAAAUGUUCCCGUAUCCUGGACACGAACGGGGAGCCACGUAUCUUCAAGCCUAAGGACCGUGAUGAGAUGGUGAAGGUGGUGAUUGAGCCCAUGGCCUGUGACGGUCUAAGGACCAUCUGUGUGGCCUACAGGGACUUCCCUGCCGAGGCAGGAGAACCAAACUGGGACAACGAGGCCGAUAUCCUCAACGAGCUCACCUGCAUCUGUGUGGUCGGCAUUGAAGACCCUGUCAGACCUGAGGUACCUGAUGCUAUCCUCAAGUGCCAGAGGGCUGGCAUCACCGUCCGCAUGGUUACCGGGGACAACAUCAACACCGCCCGUGCCAUAGCAACCAAGUGUGGCAUCCUGUUGCCAGGCGAGGACUUCUUGUGUCUGGAGGGCAAAGAGUUCAACCAGCUGAUCCGUAAUGACCAGGGAGAGGUGGAGCAAGAGCGUCUGGACAAGGUGUGGCCCAAGCUGCGUGUGCUGGCUCGUUCCUCUCCUACUGACAAACACACUCUGGUCAAAGGUAUCAUGGACAGCACCGUCCUCGAGACACGACAGGUGGUGGCUGUGACAGGAGACGGAACUAACGAUGGCCCGGCCCUGAAGAAGGCUGAUGUUGGAUUUGCUAUGGGUAUCGCCGGUACGGACGUGGCUAAGGAAGCGUCAGAUAUCAUUCUGACUGACGAUAACUUCACUAGCAUCGUCAAGGCUGUCAUGUGGGGCCGCAAUGUCUAUGACAGCAUCUCCAAGUUCCUCCAGUUCCAGCUCACUGUCAACGUGGUGGCCGUCAUCGUGGCCUUCACUGGCGCCUGCAUCACACAGGACUCUCCUCUGAAAGCGGUGCAGAUGUUGUGGGUUAACCUGAUCAUGGACACCCUGGCUUCCCUGGCCCUAGCCACCGAGCCCCCCACUGAGUCCCUGUUGCUGAGGAAGCCGUACGGACGCAACAAGCCCCUGAUCUCUCGCACCAUGAUGAAGAACAUCCUGGGUCAUGCCGUCUACCAGCUCACAAUCAUCUUCACCCUCCUGUUCGCUGGAGAGAACAUCUUUAAUAUCGACAGUGGGCGCAACGCGCCCCUCCACUCGCCGCCCUCGGAGCACUACACCAUCGUGUUCAACGUGUUUGUCAUGAUGCAGCUGUUCAACGAGAUCAAUGCCAGGAAGAUCCACGGAGAGAGGAACGUUUUUGAGGCCAUUUACCGUAACCCCAUAUUCUGUAGUGUGGUCCUGGGAACCUUCGUCCUGCAGAUUGUCAUUGUCCAGGUUGGAGGGAAGCCCUUCUCCUGCACCGCUCUGACCAUCGACCAGUGGCUCUGGUGUGUGUUCAUCGGAGUGGGAGAGCUGCUUUGGGGACAGCUGAUCUCAGCCAUCCCCACCCACCACCUGAAGUUCCUAAAGGAGGCUGGCCACGGAACCCAUAAGGAGGAUGUCCCCGAAAACGAGAUGAACGAGGGGGACGAUGAGAUCGACCACGCUGAGAUGGAGCUCCGUAGGGGUCAGGUCCUCUGGUUCAGGGGCCUCAACCGCAUCCAGACUCAGAUGGACGUGGUCUAUACGUUCCAGACGGGUCAGGCUCCGGUCCCGGGGGCAUUGAGACGCCAGCCCUCAGUGGUCAGCCAGCACAACGACGCCAAAACAGUCUCUAGCCCCACCCACAUUAAGGUGGUAAAUGCGUUCCGUAGCUCUCUUUACCCGGGGCUAGAGAACCGAGAAUCAAAAAAUUCCAUCCAUAACUUCAUGGCCCACCCUGAGUUUGUUCCCCUGUCUGAGGAAGAGGCGCGGAUCCCUGACAUCGAUGAGAGCAGCAGUGAUGAGGUGGCGCUCCAGCACAUGCCCAGAUCCUUCUCUGGGGGGGCAGAAGCUCCAGACGUCAGCCACUAGGCCUCCUGCUGAUCACCUCCUCUCUUCUCCUCUCUUCCGUUGUGCUCUGUCCAUCUCCCCCUGUCGGCUGGCUGGUUACCCUCCUGCACUUCCUCUCUUCCACCACCAAGAGGACAAGCGGUGCGCCCCUCAUCCCACAGAGGGUACACCCAGAGCAGGCAAGGGGUCCCAGCGUCUCCCCCUCUUCACCUACUCCUCUUCCUCCGCCUCCUCUUCCCUCCACUUCCUGAACCCUACACCUACCUCUCACCUGCCCCACCCACCCACUUUGCCAUUCCCAUGGGCUGGCACUGAAUGUGGUGUGUAUGCCCUUUAAGUAUGUACAGCAGAGUGACAUGUAAACCAUCAAAUCACAUCGCGCCCCAAACUCAUGGGUGGGAGGGGCCAUGUGGGGUCCACCAAUCUGCUCUGUCAAAGGCUGUAGCCUGUCCUACUGUCCAUCUUUGGAGUUUUAAUAUCUUUUUUUUUGUCCUGUAACAUUUCAUUGUUUUAUUUUAACCUCAGAUAGCCCAGAACUGAAACACAACAUGUUUAUCCUUUUGUACGUGCUCAUUACACCCUGCAUACACUAACUGACACAGCACUUUUAGAGUAUAUCUAUGUGUACAUACAGUAUAUAUGCUUUAUAGGCUCUUCAACACAGCUCCAAGCUGAUUUGAUGAUCAGAUGAACAUGGGCCAUGUGAUUUAACAGUUUUCAGCUACUAAGUUUUGCCACUCCAUUUCUCAACCUGUGUUUUAACUGUACUGUGUGUAUGCAUUGGAUCUGUUUUGAAGCAUGAUGUACUAAUGGGUUAUGCAGUUCAACCCAGGAACCCAUGUCUUCAUUCAUUCUGAUAAACGACAUAUUUUCAAUGAUGAAGGUUCAACCGUCUAAACAUCUCUCACUUUAGUUUGGUUCUUCUGGGUCCAUUUCACAUGAUUUUAUUAUGAUUUCUCCUGUUUUUAUGGAAGGAAAGUACAAAGGAUGCUAGUCUAUAUUAACAAAAAAGUGAACUAUCUUAAAACAACACAUUGAAAGAAAAGCUAGCAGCAGGUUAGAGCCAGAGGGAACCACCUCUCUGUGGAGUGUGGGAUCAUAGCAAGACCAUGUGGGAAAAAGGGAGGGGCAUCUCCCUCAUCUGAUUAUCUCAUCCAAUCAGGGUUCUGGUUUUCCCUAGCCCGUUGAGAGGAAGUUGACAGCUUACGAUACUGCCUCAAUAUGGAGGAAGAAUAAGAACGUCCGUGUCUCCCUCUCUCGUAUGCAUAACGUAUUUGAUUCAUGUUUCAUGCUAAAUAUAAUGGGAAUUUAGAGAUGGUUUUAGGAGUCAUUAUUUGCCGGGGUUAGGACCUACCUUUUCCUGUGUAUAGACAGAAAUGGGAAGUUGUUCUUUCUUUAGUCUGUCAUUCCUUUUUUCCACACAUAAAAAAACAAAACAUGAAUACAUUCUGAUCUGUACCUUACCAAGGCGAAUGUACAACUCUUUUUUUCACUGUUGACGAAAGGGCGUUGGGCUACAGUGUAGCUGUUAGCUACAGCUUGACUGUGUGUGUCGUUAUCGAGUGUCACUGUGUCUGCUUCAGAGUGACAAAGAACUAUCGAUCUCUCCCACAAUGCCUCUGGGAGGUGCAACCAUUAGAGGCUGGCCUGCUAGCAUAGGGACACAACACAUCUCCACAUGUCCUCUAGGGUCAACCCACCUACCAACCAACCCACCAACCACAGAUAAUGGCCUAACAAGAAGAGGAAUACUCUAACCAGAAAAAAACGAUACAACCAGAGAUGUUGAUACAUGAGAACUCCUGUAUUCAGUGGUGCAUGUCGUUGUUUUAAAUGAUGGUACAGAGAGUUUAAACUUGGCUCCCACUCCGACCACCAACUCUGUGACAGAGAGUGUGACGCCCUCAACAGGAUAUGUGCUAUCGAUGUACUACUGCCAUAUUUUCAACCUUAUUUUCAUAUCUAGGUUACUUACUUGGAUAGAACCCUCUGAUGAUACACCUUUUCUACUUACUCAGAGCCAUAUUUUAUAGGUUGUUGUUGUUUUGUAACCCAUCGUUAUUGAGGAUUCAUUUCUAUUCCACUCUGACCCCAAAAUUGAUGGAUGCAAAACAACGUGUCACUGCCGAUAUAUGUGUCAUGGACUACAACAAUGUUUACAGAACAUAGUCUGCCUGCUGCCGUAAGCCUGCUGCCGUAAGCCUGCUGCCGUAAGCCUGCUGCCGUAAGCCUGCUGCCGUAAGCCUGCUCGCGCUGCGCCUCCCUCUUCUGGCUGGUCUCCUUGCUUAGUACAUCAUUAUUGGGAAGCUUUCUUGCAUGAUUUUCAUAUAAACUAAAUGUUUUGUUCAUUUUUUACAAUUCUUCUGUAUUUUUAUAUUUAGUAUUUUUUAAUAUUUUGGAAUAUAUAUGUAUAGGCUGAAGUGUUUUGGUGACAGUACAGUCCAUGAAUGAGAUGAAUCAACAGCAGAAUAUGUUUCUAUAUACAGUAUAUUUAUGCCACAUUUGUAAACCAUGAUUGGUUGUCCGAUGCUGGGGCUAAGGAAGCUAAAAUAAACUGUUUACUCACUGUAGGCCGUGCGAUUGGACAUACUCUUUCAGCAAUCUAGCCUUACCACCUCUUUCCCUUCACUAUAUACAGUCUUAAAGAGACCGUAGCUUAAAUUCUGCUUUUUCUCUCAGUAACUUAAAUCAAAUGAGGUCCCAAUGAAAGCGAGUCAAAUAGAACAUGGUAGUAAACCGAACAUUGAAGUAAUGUUAAAUUAAUUUGGAGUAUAUAUAUGAUUUUUAAUCUCUAUAUACAUAUAUUUAUUACAUGGGGUCUGUUCUUUCAGACUAAUAUGACUGCGAGUUUAAUUAUUUUUUGAGAGGAUCGGUGCACUUAGACAACUGGGUAGUGACUUUAGUCGACUUGUCGAAAAGUGGGCAUGAAUUUCGAUUUCAUCCAAAUCAAUCGUUAACCUUUUUUUAUUCUAAUGAUUUAGGAAACUGUUUAGAGUAGAACUGUUGAACCGGUAGUGACAUCACUGCCUCUUCCUGUUUGUGUCCGUAAACAGAAACAAGAUGCUUUUGCUGUGGUGUCCGUUACAUGCUGACCAAACCGGCUCUACACGUGCGUCAUCGUGCGCAUAUUGAUUUUGUCUAUCCCUACCAGACACGUUCAUGACACGUAGGUUAAAAUUCCAAAACCAACUUUUAAUUAAUAUAUUAAUUUGGGGACAGGUCGAAACACACAUGAAACAUUUGCUGUUGCUAGCUAAUUUGUCUGGGAGAUAAACAUUGGGUUGCUAUUUAGUUUUUUAAAGUUUUUUAUCUUUCCUUGUUCAUCUUUCUUAUGUGGAUUUUAUAUGGCUGUGUGGACCUUGUUCAUCUUUCAAUCACUCACGUGGGUAUAUGCUUGUAAAAACCAAUGAGUAGACGGUAAGGCGGGACUUACAGCGCAUUAAGCGUCUAAAAUAGAACCAAGUUCUAUUUUAGUGCCUGGCUAUGCAGACGCCCGUUGAUGCGCAUGAGCAGUUUGGAUUAAAUGAUUGAAUAACAUGUAUGUGGACAUUUAUUUUCCAACACACAAGCGGACAGUUUGGUCAGUAUGUUAGACAGAGACUCAUUUUCGGGACACAUUUUGGGGACUCGUUUUCAAUGGUAAAUCUUUCUUUUCUUCUGAGUUAAUCUAUUUGGAAGACUUCACUUCUACAUUGAAAAUACUGUGUAAAUAUUGCCAUAAGGAUGAUUUUGAACUUUGAACUCUAGGUAAUGAAAAGGGGGCAGUCAGUCAGUGAUCACCCAGCAUAGCUUUAAGAAUGUUCAGCCAAAGUCUUGUUUUGUACAAUCGCUGUUUUUUAUACUUUCUUUUUCUUUUUGACCAGAUUGUUUUAAACUAUUAUUGUCAGGUGAAUGUAUUUCCAUACUUUCCAUCUCCCCAAAAUAGCUAAUGUUGUUGCAUGUGAAUGUGGACAGAGAAUGCAAAGAACUUGAAGCGUCGCUAAGAUGUUCCUUCUUCUAUUGCCAUGGUUGUGCUGUUGUUGAUCUCUUAUUGAACUGGUUGCCCUUCCAUUCCAUAGGUGAGCAGAUACUCCAUCCGCUAGAAACACCCCGAUCUUUUGUUUGUUUGCUGUUUUGUUAUUAACCUUGGCACAACUGUACUACAGAAGCAGACCAACAGGUCGAUGUCUGAGGUGGAUGGCGAACUAAAGAACAGCCAGACAGUCCUGGCACAGUUUGGUUUCUCUGUUGGACAACUGCUUCUGACCAAUCUGUAAGACCUUUCCUCUUAUUCCACAUGUUUCAAUUAUGACUCAUGUAUGACAAAAUGAACAUGCUAAGGCAUUGGGCAAUAACUGUUGACUGUAAAGGACUACAUUGCUUCUUAGAUAGCUUUCUUUUCAUUGGGUUUGGGGGAUUUCUUCUGGGGCAGCUUCUCCGCAGUUGUAAAUAAAUAAAAAAAGGUUUAAAAACUGGAAUAUCA